Messenger RNA from Bolinopsis microptera, 3826 nucleotides. RefSeq names its product histone-lysine N-methyltransferase SETD5-like. The record is from RefSeq and is a predicted model, not a curated record. NCBI's taxonomy places the organism in Eukaryota, Metazoa, Ctenophora, Tentaculata, Lobata, Bolinopsidae. The coding region runs from base 49 to 2754 and encodes 901 amino acids. Gene Ontology annotation, biological process: regulation of DNA-templated transcription. Gene Ontology annotation, cellular component: Rpd3L-Expanded complex; Set3 complex. The transcript is spliced from 13 exons.
AUACAACACUUACUCUCAGCUAUGAUGUACACAAUGUUUAGUUACUGAAUGAGAAAUACAGGCCUUAAUGGAAUGAAAAGAAAUGCUCAGAAGGAUAUUGUACGCUGCAUAUGUGAUUUCAAUCCUGGGAUAGGUGACUCAAUAUGCUGUGACAAAUGUUUUGUCUGGCAGCAUAUGCGGUGUAUGGGGGUGCACCCCAACAAAGUACCUAAGAUCUACGAGUGUGACAAGUGCAACCCCCGCCCACUUGACAAGGAAGCAGCAGUCCAGCUUCAGUUGCUUCUCCAAGAGGAGAGCAGCAGUUCAGAUGAUGAGGAAGAUCGGGCCCAGGCAGCUGUUCCGAGGAAGAGUAACAACCCUAAGCGCUCUCGUAAGGCCUCCUCUACUUCCAUCAAAUCGGAGGAAUCAAGUGCUGAUAUCGAUGACAGGUCGGAUUGCAGAAGGACAUACAAGGAAGUAAAGGAGAACAUGUACUCUCCCUCCAUCAAACACAGAUUGGAGCCCCGAACGGAGGGCCUACCCUCCUUUGGGGGUAGCCCCCCAGGGGUGCAGAGAGUACAACCCCAAGCAGCAGGCUACACCUCCCCUCGGAUACAGUACCCCGCCCCUCUUCACCUCCUUAACCAUGGUCCUUCUAAAAUAGUUGUUACUAAACACACUCUUAAACUUGGAGCCUUCAUAUCUGAUUUCAUGGGCCACUUCAAACAGCUUUCUGAAUAUUUCGAAGAGGUAGGAGGCAAAUCCACCCUCUACAAGCGACCCAUGAACUAUGUGCUCCACUACCCUCUACUUGAUAUUUGUGUCGACACCAGGGAGUAUGGUAACAUAGCCCGCUUUAUGCGACGAUCGUGUCAUCCAAACGCCCACGCUAAAUCAUAUCUACAAGAAGGCAAGCUGCACAUUGGAAUCUAUGCUCAGGAGCUCAUAGCUCCAAACUCGGAGAUCACUAUUGGGUUCAACUUCCCUGUGGAUCAUUAUCAGUACACUCAGACAUGUUCCUGUUCCAGCUCCAGCUGUCUGGUUACAAAGAAUAACGAGAGUCUGACAGUGCAAGCUACUAAGAAACCCUUCAGCAGGACCAACAGUAUGGACAGUACCCACAGUGAGGAAGCAGAGCAUAAGAAACACAGGCUGAGUCGGGAAGAAGUUAAGAUGCAAAGUUAUAUCCAGGUUAUAGAGAAGAUAGAGCGAGACGAGGAGAGGAAGAGAGUGCUGAGUGAGAAUCUUAAAUCCCCAACUCGUGAACCUGCCGACCCAACUGAAGAGUCUGGCACUCCUUCCAGAGGAAACAAGAGGCGUAGAAAGGGAAGCGGUAAAAAGGGGCGUAGAGCAUCAGGUAGCAGCGCCGCAGGGAAUAACGCAAGCACGACCAUCGCCAUCGCCACAACCAUUGCACCCGAACACUUUACCUUCGAACAAGACGGGGCGGUGAAGAGUUGUAAUAGUAGCCCUGCCAACAGCCCCAGAGUUCCUAAGCCUACCAUUCCUGCUUACACUAUUACUGAGCCGAUAUUAACACAGCAUCACGUACGUUGUAACGGGUAUGAGGCUGACAUACAACUCCGUCCUAUUAGUACAGCACCAACCUCCAGAACUAGGCACAACUUUCAGCUCAAGAACAGCACAUCGCACAUCACUCCCAUCAAAGUACAAAGAGAUGGGUUUAUAGUGCCAAUUCAUGGAUCUCUGAUCAACUGUAAACCAAAAAACAACAUCGCUGUUUACAAAACGUCGAAGAAACGUUGGUUAGAGACCUUCAUACAAGAGGGUGGUAGCAAGUGUAUGAGUCCAGCUGUUUCUCCGAGACAUUUGUAUUCUCCAACUCGUGAAAACAUCACUCCUGAAAAAGAGAUGAGUUCGCCGGCAUCACAGGUGGCGCUGAAAGAUACUGAGGGCCUGGAAGCGGCCACGCGCACCCUGAAUCUAUCGGACGAUACGUUACCUUCUAUUGAUACGACCCCUACGGAUCAAAUGGAUGUUACUAUUCCUCCUCCCAGUAUGCCUUCUACGAUUGAGUUCGAAUCGUCCGCACACACAUCUUUGGUUUCUUCUGAGUCUUGUCCUGCCAAUCUGAGUACUAUCGAAUCAAAUUCUGUUGCUAACACUGUAACUAUGGAGAAAAAGAAGCGUGUUUCUCUAGCAGACUAUCGAAAAAGACUCCAAUCUCGUUCCAGCAAAACACCCUCCACUCCAAGCGAAACCGAAUGUAAGAUAGAACCAGUUUCUCCAAAACCUCGCCCUGUUUUCGAACCCAUCAGCCCCGUGCCUCCUGAAAGUGCGGCCUCUCCUCAGAGCUCCCUUUUAGAAGAAUUCUCUCGUCCCAGUUUGUCAGAAACUCUAUCAGACGAAUCAAGUCAUCCAAGUAAGAUCAGAAAGAUCGAUUAUUCUAGCUCGCCCUCUGACAAAGUUAGCAGUGAAGUUCAAAGUAGCGAUUCAACUGAAAAGCCCGUCAACGGGGCUCCCCAUUCUUACGAAUCCCCCUCGCAUGCCCUCUCCCACGACACAUUUUCAAAAAUUAAAGAAAUCCUAUCUCAAAGUAAUCCAGGACUAAUGCCAUCAAGGAACUUGAAUGUUUCUUCGUUAAAAACUAACCUUACUAUGUAUGAUCCCAACGGCUCAACAGUAAAACAGUAUCAUCAGUUUCCAGGACAAUAUUCAGAAGAAAUGUAUUCGAGAGACACAAAACGGUUAAAACCAUCGGUUGGCCACUCAGAGUACCCUACAAAAUAUUAUAAAGAAAGUGAUAAAAGAUAGUGCCCACAAUUUCCAUCAGUAACUUGAUAUGAGUUAUUUUUAUAUAUUUUAUAAGAGUGUCUUAAUGUAAGGACAAGUGAUUGAUAUGAGGUUAGGUAUGUUGAUCUUAAAUGAAUGUUUGCGCAUAUUAGCUCGAAUGAAAGGUAUGCAAUUUUUUAAAUGCUCUGUCCCCAAUAUUAACCCCUUGACCCACUACAAUUUAAGCGACUUUUUCUCUGUGAUGUAAAGGUAUUCGUUAUCCUUGAUUAGGGCUAGGAAUAUUUGACCUAUACCAGGAACACAUUCGAAUGGUUAUUUCGACAUUUGUGGACAAAAACUGAAUUUCAAAAGUGUGAAAAACCACUGUUUGCGAGAAAAACGUUAAAAUCAGGAUUUGGGCAUUUUAUAAAGCUUUGCAGCAGGUUUAACUUGUUUGUAUAAGUCCUUGUGUAAUUAUGUUGAAAUUCGAUCAUGUUGAUUGAAUAAAAACAGCCUCACAGUUGUCAGUUGUGGAAAUUGGUUGUGCACUACUCCGUUCCAACUUGAUCAAAACAACAUACCGAAAUGUGUUUCUGGAGAAGAAUAGCAUGCUUUGACUUGAAUAGUGUCAUCACUUCUUAGUAAUGAUACUUCCCUCCGAAUUUCUUUUUCUGCUAUAUCAGAAUUUAAUCACUCCAUGAUCUUUCACCUUCAAAGAUUAAGUUUUCAUAUUUAUCUCGUAGUAGUCUUGAACACAGACUUCCCAAAGAUAGGCAGUCUGCAGUAUGAAAGCAUUUGCACAGCUACAGAAAAUUAGUUGCAAUUUCUUUAAAUAUUUACUUCCACAAUUUUUCCGCUGAAUAAAUUAAACAUUGCACAAUGUAAGGAUUCGCAUGUACCUCUUCUGCCAACCCAGCUACAAAUUUAAAGCUGUAAUAUUAUGCAAUUUUGCUGACGCGUGAUGCAAGUCGGUUUCUGAUCAGGCGAUGCGAUGUAAUGGAGUGAUUUAGCAUCUGAGCAGUUACAGACUAAUAAUAAACAUCGAAUGUAAAUAUUCUGUCUUAAAUCUAAAACUUUAUAACUGUUAAAUUUUAGGAAAGUAAUAGUUUCCAUU